Molecule: messenger RNA, 1239 nt
Organism: Panicum virgatum (switchgrass)
Lineage: Eukaryota; Viridiplantae; Streptophyta; Magnoliopsida; Poales; Poaceae
Product: protein FAM133-like
Exons: 3
Coding region: 268-1098 (276 amino acids)
Source: RefSeq, a predicted model, not a curated record
AAGAAACCGUCGAGAGGGCGUUCUGCUUAUAAAACGGGUAGGCUUCGGUCCACCACAGGUUUCCCCUCCUCCCCUGCACCUCGACUCGAGGCGGCGACGGCCUGCACGGCCUGCACGCGGCCUGCGCUUCCCCUUUCCGGUGAAUUGUGGUUUAAUAAGCAAAAGAAAAGGGAAGGGUCUUCUCUGGACUUGGAAUUUGGACGACGAGAUGCACUUCCUUGCAUCAUUUCACGUCCCAACAGGUUUAGUGUUAUCUGAUUUUUUGGGAUGGAUGCAAAGAAGUUCCUGCAGCUGGUUGAAGAGAAGAAAAAGAGGAUCCUGGAGAAGAAAGAAGCCCCACUGAAAUGGGAGCAGAAGCUUGAAGCAGCAGCUAAGGCAAAGGCUGAUGCAGAAGCCAAGGCGAAGAAGCUUAAGUCAAGAAAGCAGAGGAAGAGAGGAGAAUCUUCCUCAGACUCUGAUAGUGACUCUGACAGUGACGUUGAUCGGAAACUCAGGAAGAGGAAGGACCGCAGAAGGAACAAGAAACAUGGUCACUCUGAUUCUGAUGAUGCAAGAAGGCGCAAGCGAAGGUCCAAAAGGAGUUCAGACUCAAGUGAUGAGAGCGACAGUGAAUACGAGAGUGGGUCUGAAGAUGAACGUAGAAGGAAGAAGCACUCACAUAGAAGAAGGCACCAUAGGCAUUCAUCAAGGUCAGAUUCUGAAGACUAUAGCAGUGAUGAGGAGGAGCGGAGGUCGACCAAGAAGGACCACUCUAGACGCCACCACAGACACCGUCAUCGAUCAUCAGAUGAUGACUCUGAUUCUGAGGGCAAGGUCAGGUCGAGACACAGGAAGCGUCUGAGAUCUAGUGAUGAAGACGCACCAUCAGAUUCCAACCAUAAGCGCUACAAGAGCUGCUCCUUGGAUGAGUCACCCAAUGACAGAGCUGCUGAUGGAUCAGAGAAGAUGAGGAAUGGCAAAAGGUCUCACAAGAAUGGCCACCACCAUCACUGGCACCACCGGCACCAUCAUGAACGCUGUAGUAGUUCUGCAGAACCAGACAAGAGGCUACAACUGAAAGACGACCAGAAAGCCCUUGAAGGUGAUAGCUCAGACUGAAGUCCAGAGGACGGGAAGAUCGAAUUUUCAUGAGUGAUGUUGCCACUUAGGUUAUCUGUGUGGACUCAACUUUGUUGUACUGAUAACAUUUGUUUGAUUUGGCAAUUAAAUCCUAGAAGAUACUUUCAUCAUUUCAGUUUA